Phytophthora sojae is the source of this 693-nucleotide messenger RNA. RefSeq lists its product as hypothetical. The annotation marks the transcript as partial. The record is from RefSeq and is a predicted model, not a curated record. The transcript has a single exon. NCBI's taxonomy places the organism in Eukaryota, Oomycota, Peronosporomycetes, Peronosporales, Peronosporaceae.
CAACGACCCAAGCAGUUAUGGAGCCAUGACCAUCCCCUAACUCCCUACCAAGUGUGGGCGGUGUACAGAAUGGCCCUCAGACAGCUAAACCUGUUCUUUGAAGGGAGACAACGCAGCAAUUCAUGCAGGAAAACAAGCGCGUGUACCCAAGAAAAGGAAACCCAGAGUCCCAUUUUCUGGGAAUGUCCGUGCGCGGUGGCAUGCUGGAAACGGCUAGCUAGACAUUGGGGUGGCGCUGACGUGACCGACAGCGGCCUCCUCGGGUACCGAGAGUACUGUGCAGCACGGCAAGCUCCCCCGAUCCCGGACUCACUGAAGAGGAGAGUGGCCCUCACGGCGGGGUCUUGCGCGGCCAAGCAUGAAGACACAUUGAAACGUCUUUGGAGAGUUUUAGCUACCGUUUGCAGCACAACGCAAUGGAUGGAGCGCAACAGGCUCAUCUUUGAAGGAGAACCAACAUCGGUAGAGCAAAGUUGCGUCGAGUUCCGGGUGACGGGAGUUCGUCAGUUGAAGGCAAUAGCAAGGAGGGACAAGAUGAGUCCACAAACGGUUGAACAAGGCAAGUUGAUGGAGGACUGUAUCGACAGUUUUCUAUUAAUCCUUGAACAACCAGGACAAGUACGGGUAAGCAGCAUGCAGCUACCAAGAGAAUCGCCAUUAGUGGUGAUGAUGAAAUCUUCUUUAGGAUUUUAA